AUGAUUAAAGCUGAGCUCGUCUCAGUCUCCGUCUCCGUCUCAGUCCCGGCUCCGGACAGUGGACCCGCUUGUGUCGCUGCAGACGGGGGUCCAGGGGUGGCUCCGUGGGGGGCCGCAGGGGGGACUCCCACUCACGGCACCAUGGACAACGAGUCGCAGUACUCUGGAUACUCCUACAAGUCCUCGCACUCGCACCGGAGCUCACGCAAACACAGGGAGCGCAGGGAUCGACGCCGCUCCAAAAGUCGAGAUGGCAGCAGCCGAGGAGACAAGUCCGUCACCAUCCACACACCAGGAGAACCACUGCUGGACGAGACCAGGGAGGAGCGGGACGAUAACUGGGGCGAGACCACCACCGUCGUCACGGGAACCUCAGACCACAGCGUCUCGAACGAGGACCUGACCCGCGGCUCCAAAGAGCUGGAGGAGAGCGCCCCCCUGAGGUGCUCUCGCUUCCUGGUCCCUGUGCUCUCGGCUCUGCUCGGCCUGGUCGCUCUCCUCACGCCGCUCGCGUUCCUGCUCCUGCCGCAGCUGCUGUGGCGGGAGUCCCUGGAGCCGUGUGGGACCCCCUGCGAGGGUCUGUACGUGUCCCUGGCCUUCAAGCUGCUGGUGCUGCUGCUGGCGUCCUGGGCCCUGUUCCUGCGCCCGCCACGGUCCUCUCUGCCGCGCUUCUACGUGUUCCGCUGUCUGCUCAUGGUGCUGGUGCUGCUGUUCGUGGCCUCCUAUUGGCUGUUCUACGGCGUGCGCGUGCUGGAGCCUCGGGAGCGUGACUUCAGAGGCAUCGUGGAGUACGCGGCGUCGCUGGUGGACGCUCUGCUCUUCAUCCAGUACCUCGCCCUGGUCCUGCUCGAGGUGCGGCAGCUGCAGCCUGCAUUCUGCCUCAAGGCCACUAGGAGCAGCGACGGGGCCAGCCGCUUCUACAACACUGGACAUCUCAGUAUCCAGAGAGCCGCUGUGUGGAUCCUGGACAGAUACUACAGUGACUUCCCCGUCUAUAACCCCGCCUCCCACAACCUCCCCAAGUCCAUCCUGAGCAAGAAGAUGAGCGGAUUCAAGGUCUACUCCAUCGACGAAAACCCCACGAACAACACGAGUGGUCAGUCCAGAGCCAUGAUCGCCGCCGCCGCCAGGAGACGAGACAACUCCCACAACGAGUUCUACUACGAGGAGGCGGAGCUGGAGAGGAGGCUCCGCAAGCGCAAGGCCAGGUCAGACCCCGCCCUGUCAGACCCCCCCUGUCAGACCCCCCCCUGUCAGACCCCACCCUGUCAGACCCCUCCUGUCAUACCCCCCCUGUCAGACCCCCCCCUGUCAGACCCCCCCCUGUCAGACCCCACCCUGCCAGACCCCGCCCUGUCAUACCCCGCCCUGCCAGACUCCGCCCUGUCAGACCCCCCCUGUCAGACCCCCCCUGUCAGACCCCCCCUGUCAGACCCCCCCUGUCAGACCCCGCCCUGUCAGACCCCGCCCUGUCAGACCCCGCCCUGUCGUGUCAGACCCCCCCUGUCAUACCCCGCCCUGCCAGACUCCGCCCUGUCAGACCCCCCCCUGUCAGACCCGCCCUGUCAUACCCCGCCCUGUCAGACCCCGCCCUGUCAGACCCCCCCCCUGUCAGACCCCCCCCUGUCAGACCCCGCCCUGUCAGACCCCCCCCCUGUCAGACCCCACCCUGUCAGACCCCCCCUUGUCAGACCCUACCCUGCCAGACCCCACCCUGUCAGACCCCACCCUGUCAGACCCCACCCUGUCAGACCCCGCCCUGUCAGACCCCGCCCUGUCAGACCCCGCCCUGUCAGACCCCACCCUGUCAGACCCCACCCUGUCAGACCCCCCCUGUCAGACCCCCCCUGUCAGACCCUACCCUGUCAGACCCCACCCUGUCAGACCCCCCCUGUCAGACCCCCCCCUGUCAGACCCCCCCCUGUCAGACCCCCCCCUGUCAGACCCCGCCCUGUCAGACCCCGCCCUGUCAGACCCCGCCCUGUCAGACCCCGCCCUGUCAGACCCCUCCUGUCAUACCCCCCCCUGUCAGACCCCACCCUGUCAGACCCCCCCCUGUCAGACCCCGCCCUGUCAGACCCCACCCUGUCAGACCCCCCCCUGUCAGACCCCCCCCUGUCAGACCCCGCCCUGUCAGACCCCGUCCUGUCAGACCCCGUCCUGUCAGACCCCGUCCUGUCAGACCCCGUCCUGUCAGACCCCGCCCUGUCAGACUCCGCCCUGUCAGACCCCGCCCUGUCAGACCCCGCCCUGUCAGACCCUACCCUGCCAGACCCCGCCCUGUCAGACCCCACCCUGUCAGACCCCGCCCUGUCAGACCCCUUCAUGUCAGACCCCGCCCUGUCAGACCCCGUCCUGUCAGACCCCGCCCUGUCAGACCCCUUCAUGUCAGACCCCGCCCUGUCAGACCCCGCCCUGUCAGACCCCACCCUGUCAGACCCCCCCCUGUCAGACCCCCCCCUGUCAGACCCCGCCCUGUCAGACCCCGUCCUGUCAGACCCCGUCCUGUCAGACCCCGUCCUGUCAGACCCCGUCCUGUCAGACCCCGCCCUGUCAGACUCCGCCCUGUCAGACCCCGCCCUGUCAGACCCCGCCCUGUCAGACCCUACCCUGCCAGACCCCGCCCUGUCAGACCCCACCCUGUCAGACCCCGCCCUGUCAGACCCCUUCAUGUCAGACCCCGCCCUGUCAGACCCCGUCCUGUCAGACCCCGCCCUGUCAGACCCCUUCCUGUCAGACCCCUUCCUGUCAGACCCCGCCCUGUCAGACCCCGCCCUGUCAGACCCCGCCCUGUCAGACCCCACCCUGUCAGACCCCGCCCUGUCAGACCCCCCCUGUCAGACUCCGCCCUGUCAGACUCCGCCCUGUCAGACCCCCCCCUGUCAGACCCCCCCCUGUCAGACCCCGCCCUGUCAGACCCCGUCCUGUCAGACCCCGUCCUGUCAGACCCCGUCCUGUCAGACUCCGCCCUGUCAGACCCCGCCCUGUCAGACCCCGCCCUGUCAGACCCCUUCCUGUCAGACCCCACCCUGUCAGACCCCGCCCUGUCAGACCCCCCCUGUCAGACUCCGCCCUGUCAGACCCCUUCCUGUCAGACCCCGCCCUGUCAGACCCCCCCUGUCAGACUCCGCCCUGUCAGACCCCUUCCUGUCAGACCCCGCCCUGUCAGACCCCGCCCUGUCAGACCCCGCCCUGUCAGACCCCGCCCUGUCAGACCCCACCCUGUCAGACCCCGCCCUGUCAGACCCCCCCCUGUCAGACCCCGCCCUGUCAGACCCCGCCCUGUCAGACCCCGCCCUGUCAGACCCCGCCCUGUCAGACCCCGCCCUGUCAGACCCCACCCUGUCAGACCCCGCCCUGUCAGACCCCCCCUGUCAGACUCCGCCCUGUCAGACCCCGCCCUGUCAGACCCCGCCCUGUCAGACCCCGCCCUGUCAGACCCCGCCCUGUCAGACCCCGCCCUGUCAGACCCCGCCCUGUCAGACCCCACCCUGUCAGACCCCACCCUGUCAGACCCCGCCCUGUCAGACCCCACCCUGUCAGACCCCGCCCUGUCAGACCCCGCCCUGUCAGACCCCGCCCUGUCAGACCCCACCCUGUCAGACCCCACCCUGUCAGACCCCGCCCUGUCAGACCCACCCUGUCAGACCCCGCCCUGUCAGACCCCGCCCUGUCAGACCCCGCCCUGUGUCAGACCCCACCCUGUCAGACCCCGCCCUGUCAGACCCCCCCUGUCAGACUCCGCCCUGUCAGACCCCGCCCUGUCAGACCCCGCCCUGUCAGACCCCGCCCUGUCAGACCCCGUCCUGUCUGAACCCCCUCCCUGCCAGACCCUCUGUGCUUCUGCUGGUGGUGGCGGUGGAGGAGGCCUUCACUCACAUCAGACGGCUCCAGGAGGAUGAGUCGUCCUCCUCGUCCCCCAAACACCCCAGGGAGGUGAUGGACCCCCGGGAGGCGGCCCAGGCCAUCUUCGCCCCGAUGGCGAGGGCCAUGCAGAAGUACCUGAGGACCACCCGGCAGCAGGCCUUCCACAGCAUGGAGAACAUCCUGACCCACCUGCAGUUCUGCAUCACUCACAACAUGACGCCCAAGGCCUUCCUGGAGCGGUACCUGUGUGCCGGCCCCACGCUGCAGUACCAGAGCAGCACAGACAGGGGGCGGCAGUGGACUCUGGUGAGCGAGGAGCCCGUGACCUCUGCCCUGCGGCCGGGUCAGGUCUUCUCCCUGCGGCGCCAGGACUACUCGCUGGUCGUCACGGUUACGCCCCUCCCCUUCCUGCAGCUGGGGGAGGAGUUUGUGGACCCCAAGUCUCACCGCUUUGUGAUGCGGCUGCAGAGCGAGACCUCGAAUCCUCCUUGCCCCUGCAGUCCUCUGAGCCCCCCCCUCAACAACACUCCUCAAACCAAGAUCAGUAAACAGAUUCAUGAGUUGUGUAGAGGAAGUGUGGGUGUGUGGCUCGGACAUACACAUACAAUCCACUUCCUUCUGCUUCAGUCUCUCUUCAGCCGUCGACGAUUCUCCAGCUCCAGCUCCAGCCUCAGACACAAGAUGUUGGAGGACAUUAAAAUCUGUUACAUUCUGGAUGCGGUCCUUCUUCUUUACGGCCUCAUCCUCACCGUCCUCUACGGCAGACUCAAGAUCCAGCACUUAAAGGACUCAUACGCCAGCAGCUGCCCUGAGAAACAAGCUCCAGGACAAAUCUAUGUGGAACUGUCUGCUCCCGGCGUCGACACGUACGAGACCAUCCACGUGGAGAAGAAACAGUCCUUGGCCUGA
Messenger RNA from Knipowitschia caucasica, 4776 nucleotides. The record is from the annotation of a GenBank genome assembly. Lineage: Eukaryota; Metazoa; Chordata; Actinopteri; Gobiiformes; Gobiidae.